GCUAAAACCCAAAAUCUCAGCGGCCGUAAAACUCUAACCCCAAACCUCUCUGCUCUCAAAAUCGCCGAUUCUUCAUCAUCCUCCUGUUCAAAGAGUUUUAGAUUUUCCGGGAAAAUCCGAUGGGGAAGAAGAGGAAGCACGGCGAGACCGAGGUUGCGGCGGCACCGGUGAAGAAGGACGACGCAGCUCCUGAGAGACCGCAGAGGACGCUUGUGGGUUGGAAGGACAAGAACAACAAUGAAGCCCGAGAGAGUGCAUCGGCCGUGGGUUUUAGGAACAAGGAGAAGGUUUUGGUCACUUGUUCCCGUCGAAUUAAUUUCAGAUAUCGGCAUUUAAUGUUGAAUGUGGUGUCGCUUUUGCCUCACUGUAAGAAGGAUAACAAGGUGGAGUCUAAGGAAACCAAGGGCGCCACUCUAAAUGAGCUUGUUGAGCUUAAGAGUUGUUCUUCCUGUUUGUUUUUUGAGUGCAGGAAACGAAAAGAUCUUUACUUAUGGAUGGCUAAGUGUCCCAAUGGGCCCUCUGUGAAGUUUUUAGUUAAUGCUGUGCACACUAUGGAGGAAUUGAAACUUACUGGGAAUCAUUUACAAGGAUCACGGCCCCUUUUAACAUUUUCAUCCAAUUUUGAUCACAAUGCUCAUUGGAAACUUUUGAAGGAGAUGAUUACACAGAUAUUUGGAGUUCCAAAGGAGCACAGGAAAUCUAAACCGCACCAUGAUCAUGUGUUUGUUUUCUCCAUUGUUGAUGACCACAUUUGGUUCCGGAAUUAUCAGAUAUCUGUUCCUCAUAUUGAAUCAGACAAAAUAGCUCGUGGGGGCUUGGAUAACAUGACCCUUAUUGAGGUUGGGCCUCGGUUUUGUUUGAAUCCGAUCAAGAUAUUUGGUGGCAGCUUUGGAGGCCCUACGCUGUAUGAGAAUCCAUUUUACAUAUCACCAAACCAGAUUCGGGCAUUAGAGAAAAGGAAGAAGGCUGGAAAGUUUGCUAAGAAAGUCAAAGCAAAGACAAGAAGAAAGAUGCAUGAGCAAUCAAAUCCACUGGAGCCUGAUGAGUUUGCCGAAAUGUGGAAGGAAUGAUCUUUCCCAAUUCUCUUCCGUCUUCCGUAGAAAGAGACAAUCAGACUGGAAAUCAUGUUAUAUUCUGCUGGAAGUGGCAGGUUUUGGUUUUUACUGCCAUAUCGUAUUUUCACUAUUAAAAUUUGUCUCCUGCUCGAUUAUAUGAUAUAUAUUCAAGUUUGGAUUUAUUGUAACAUAUUAUUACCUUCCCUAAGUUCUCACAAUUUUUUUUUUGGAUAAUCAUUAAGGGCUUCUAGUUGGUUGAUUAUCGUUAUGUCAUGAAAAUGUAGUAAGGUAUUUAAUUUCGUUUUAAA
Morus notabilis is the source of this 1363-nucleotide messenger RNA. RefSeq names its product ribosome biogenesis protein BRX1 homolog 1. The record is from RefSeq and is a predicted model, not a curated record. Gene Ontology annotation, cellular component: nucleolus. NCBI's taxonomy places the organism in Eukaryota, Viridiplantae, Streptophyta, Magnoliopsida, Rosales, Moraceae. Gene Ontology annotation, biological process: ribosomal large subunit assembly; rRNA processing. Bases 120 to 1070 code for a protein of 316 amino acids. The transcript is spliced from 9 exons. Gene Ontology annotation, molecular function: rRNA binding.